AUGGCACAUGGCUAUCCUGGACAAGAACCACAAGUAUAUGUGAUGUCAGAAGAUGAAGCACACAGUUUGUUGGAACGUCACAGUCAUAUGGAUGUAUUCAAGAAAGUUCAAGAAGCCAAGGAUGAUUUUGGAAAUAAGAAAAAGAAGCUUCAACAAGCAAUGUACUUGCAUUCGGUUGGUAAGAUACUUCAUUUCGAGACAUUGCCAUCUUCAAGACAAUAUGAUUCUGAAAUUGUCGAACAGUAUCUUGAAAAAGCCAUACUCUAUCAAAAUGCAGCUCAACUUCUUGAAAAACGUGAAGAGUUUGCUGUGAUUGAGGACGACUUUGGACCAAUGCUGGAACAAUACUAA
Rotaria sp. Silwood2 is the source of this 351-nucleotide messenger RNA. The record is from the annotation of a GenBank genome assembly. NCBI's taxonomy places the organism in Eukaryota, Metazoa, Rotifera, Eurotatoria, Philodinida, Philodinidae.